GGACACUCGCACACACAACUCACCCUCACUAGUCCCCCACCAUCAUCUUCACUUCUUUUCUGCCUCACAACUUCACAAAGGCACUCGCUAUCAUCUCUCUCUCUCUCUCUCUCUUUUUCUCUGCUACACAACCUCCCUCACAGCACACAUGCCAUCCUCCCAGCUUCACAAGAUUGUCCUAUAAAAAGCUUCAUAGAUUUGUCAUAUAAAAAGUGUUUCACAAAAUCGAAGUUCAAACUAUCCUUACAAGUUAAAAUCUCCCUAAUAUACAUCCGAUAUGAAACCAUAUCCGUGUGAUCUCAAAAUGACUUACACAUCUAAAUAUGAUCCAUCUAUAUGAUAGUACUUACAAGGAUACCAAAUAUAAUUAUCUUAGGCCCACUAAUUUUAUGGUUUUAUCCUAUAAAAAACGCUUCCAAACUCCAACUAUUUAGUCAAAGAUGUCGUUCGUACCUAUUUGAUGUGGCCCCUAACACCAAACGUUUGCUAGGCACGACUGUUACACUUGGCAUCAAGCAGAGCCUCGUCUCACUGGGUUGCCGCUACGUGCUUCAGAAUAAACCAGAGAGAGAGAGAGAGAGAGGCGCACGAGAGACACAGGGAGUCAGAAGCCAAUUCUCACAGAUGGAUCGAUAUCAGAGGGUGGAGAAGCCGAAGGAGGGAACCCCUAUAAACGAGAACGAGAUGAGGAUUACUACUCAAGGCCGCAUGAGGAAUUACAUUACCUAUGCUACGACUUUGCUCCAGGAGAAGGAUUCUAAUGAAAUUGUCCUGAAGGCAAUGGGUAGGGCCAUCAAUAAGACUGUUAUGAUUGCGGAACUAAUUAAGAGAAGGAUUGCGGAUCUUCAUCAGGACACAUCAAUUGGAUCAACUGAUAUAACUGACGUGUGGGAGCCACUUGAAGAAGGCCUUCUCCCCCUUGAAACUACCCGCCAUGUUUCAAUGAUCAUAAUCACUUUGUCAAAGAAGGAGCUUGAUACAUCCUCCACAGGGUACCAGCCUCCAAUCCCAGUUGAUCAAGUGAAACCAUUGAAUGACUUUGAAUAUGAUGGAGAGGGCUUGCCUAGCAUGCGAGGCAGGGGACGUGGUGGUCGAGGAAGGAGUAGGGGUAGAGGCAAUUAUAAUGGUGCAGUAGACUAUAAUGGUGAAUAUUGGGAUGGUGGGCAUUCUUAUGGUGCCAGAGGUCGAGGCCGUGGAAGGGCUCGUGGUUUUUGGGGGUGGGGAAGGGGCUAUGGCGGUAGAGAUUCGCAACAUCAGCAAGGUGGUUACUAUGAUUAUGGUGAAGCAGAACCACUGCCUGCCCAAGUUCGCGGGCGUGGCCGUGGACGAGGAAGGGCCUGGGGGCGGGGUCGUGGUCGUGGUCGUAAUUACAGAUCAGAUGGUCCAGUCUAAGCAGCAGCUGUUUUAGGAGGUCAAGCCUUUAGGUGCAAUGUAUGGUUUGGCUGGAAAACAAUUAUGGAUGUUUGCUUACCAGGAAAAUAUAUGCAUGCCUGCUCUGCUUCUGUGCUCUGUUUUUAUUUGUAUGGGCAUCAUUUUAUGAUAUUUAUGUUCUGAGGCUUUGCAGCUGUGUUGCAUGCAAGCUCUGUGUUUUUGUUGGUAGGGUAGCAAGUUAGGUUAUAUGUUGAUUUAAUUACUGACCAAGUUCUUUCAACUUGGCAAAUGCUUGUACAAUUUUUCUCCCCCUUAAUCACAGGAAUAGUAGAGCAGUACAUUCUUUUAUUCUUACAA
This is a messenger RNA of Malania oleifera, 1728 nucleotides long. RefSeq lists its product as uncharacterized. The record is from RefSeq and is a predicted model, not a curated record. Bases 337 to 1392 code for a protein of 351 amino acids. Gene Ontology annotation, molecular function: RNA binding. The transcript is spliced from 9 exons. Lineage: Eukaryota; Viridiplantae; Streptophyta; Magnoliopsida; Santalales; Ximeniaceae.